Octodon degus (degu) is the source of this 4747-nucleotide messenger RNA. RefSeq names its product DNA helicase B (gene Helb). The transcript has 12 exons. Lineage: Eukaryota; Metazoa; Chordata; Mammalia; Rodentia; Octodontidae. The coding region runs from base 25 to 3075 and encodes 1016 amino acids. The record is from RefSeq and is a predicted model, not a curated record.
UGGAGUGAACCGGGAAAAGUGAGCAUGGCCAGUCGGAAUCAGAAAUUGCUUGAACUGGUGGGACCUCUGCUCCCGCGCAGGGACCAGGAGGAGGAGGGAGAUGACUGUGGGACGGAGGAGGAAGAGGAGGAGGGGGAAGAGCAGGAAGACACCGAGUUCUUGGAUGCCGAGGAGCUCUGCAGCGGCGGCUGCAAGGCUGGCGGCCUCCCCGGGCGCCGGCAUGUUAUAAUUCACGAUGAAAACACUCAAAAGCAAUUUAAAGUGUUUGGACGUUUCCCAAUAACUGGUCCUUGGUGGCGAGUGAAGGUUCAGGCAAAGCCUGCAAGAUCAAAGAUCUAUCAAGUUCAAGGAUUUCCAUCAUAUUUUUUACGAUCCGAUCUGUCACCACCCGAUCAAAACUCAAUCUGUGCUCUCUUUCUUAAAGAGUGUGAAGUACCCCCCGAGGAGGUAAAACAGUUUCUAGCGUGGGUAACAAAAAAAGCAUCCAGCUAUGAAGACCUAAGAUUUGAAAACCUUAAGGAAACAUUAAGAUCUUUCUACCAGGAAAUCAGAAAGAAAGAUAAAAAGCAAUUUGGACAAAAUGAACAACAAGAAUUAUUACCAGGAAAUGAAAUAAGACUUCCUAUGGAACAUCGAAUUCCAUUUAUAAAUGUCAUGAAUGCUUUGAACUAUCCAAAAAUCAUGGAAUUCCUUCUAGCCCUCCUGCCUCGACACUUUAACCAGCUUAUCACCACAGGUUCUAAAGAGGUAUUAGAAGCAAUUGAAAAAAUUUUAGGUACACAGCCAUGGAAGCUGGGCUUUAGUAGGGUAACUUACAGAGAGUUGAAGCUUCUGCGGUGUGAGGCGAGUGGGAUGGCGUUUUCUCAGUGCCCGUCUCUUCUUGAGUUGAUGACUGAUGUGGAGAAAAAUGCCCUGGAUCUGUAUUCUAAACUGAAGCACGUGUGUAGGGAAGAUGGGCACACAUAUCUUGAAAAAGUGUCCUUAACUUUAAAAGUGCAUUACGAUGUUUGGCAGUCCCUGGAGUUUCUCAGGGAUAUUGGUGUGGUGACAUUCGUGAAGGACUGCGUCUCUCUCUAUGAGCUUUACCAGGCAGAAAGCAUCAUUGCCUCGUUAGUAUGUGACCUCAUGAUGAAACCCCCGUGGCAUUUGGAUGUCGAUGUCAGGAAGGUGCUGGCGUCUAUUCACACCACGAAACGCCAGGACUCUGGAAGCAAGGACGCACCGAAGGAGAGUAACCCUGAUGAGACAAGCUUAGACAACUCUAUAGACACUUUGGAACUUCAGGACAGGGGUGAAGAAAAUGAUAGCAAUGCAGAAAUGAAGGAAGUCCAGCUGGAUCAGGAUCAGGUGGCUGCUCUGGAAAUGAUUUGCUCCAAUGCUGUGACAGUCAUUAGUGGCAAAGGGGGCUGUGGAAAGACCACGAUUGUGAGCCAUCUUUUUAAGUACAUAGAGCAGUUAGAAGAAAGAGAAGUGAGGAAAGCGUGUGAAGAUUUUGAACAGGAUCAGGAUGUCCCAGAAGAGUGGAUGACCUUUACUGGCCAAGGUCAACUGGGAGCAGACAAACCUAUAGAAGUUUUGCUGACAGCACCUACAGGGAAAGCCGCUGGUUUACUGAGAGAGAAAACAGGUCUUCUUGCUUACACCCUGUAUCAGGUCAAUUAUAGCUUCUAUUUUUGGAAAAAUAUGAAGAACGAUAAGCCGUGGAAAUUUUCUUCAGUUACAGUUCUGGUUGUGGAUGAAGGGAGUUUAGUAUCGGUAGGAAUCUUCAAACUUAAGCCAAGGAAGUGUGCUAUUGAGCUAAGGACAAACCACAGGGCAGAAUCUCAGCUCAUCGUGGACAGUGCUACACGAAUCUCUGAACGGCGCUUACCAACAUUUGACUUAGAACUAAAUAUCUCUGAGAAUUCUACAUUCCCCAUCUCAAUUCAAGAUAAGACAUUCAUUUUUGUCAGACUCCCAGAAGAGGGUGCCAGUACUCAGGCGUCUCAAGAUGAUCAGAAGUUUUAUUUAUAUUCUGCGGUUAAAGCUUUACUGCAAGAAAAUGACUUUAAAAGUCCAGAAACAUCACAAUUCAUUGCAUUUAGAAGAGAUCAUCGGAAGAAGGUCGUAUUUGGAGUUGGUGAUAAAAUUUGUUGUACCAGAAAUGCUUACCUCUCAGAAUUACUUCCUGGAAAGCUUUCUGAAACUCAGCCAAAUAGUGAUCUUCAGCCCAACGGUGAAGGCUUUUGUGGUACUCCUAGUGAUUUUGCUAAAAAUAAGCAUGAACCUGAAAGUGAUAUUCGACUAUGUAAUGGAGAGAUAUUUUUCAUAAGAAACGAUGUAACUGAUGUGACUCAUGGAAAGAGAAGACAUCUGACUAUUAAUAAUAUGGCCGGCUUGGAAGUAACUGUGGAUUUUAAGAAACUAAUGAAACACUGUGCCAUAAAGCAUGCCUGGGCGAGAACUAUCCACACUUUUCAGGGGUCUGAGGAGCGCACAGUGGCCUACGUGGUGGGGAAGGCGGGCCGCCAGCACUGGCAGCACGUCUAUACCGCCGUGACCCGGGGCCGCUGCCGAGUGUACGUCAUUGCAGAACAGUCUCAGCUCCUGAAGGCCAUCAGGAGGCCUGUUCUUCUCAGGAAAACACAUCUGAAACAUUUCUUACAAGAUGAGCUCGCUGUCAGAUGCGCCUCUCCCGUUGAUCAUCUGUCCCAGCCUGCGAGCUCUGGAGACAGUGGAGGACCCAGCCUGCCAACAACACCCCUUCCCAAAGACGCCACCACCACUAUUGCAGAUGAUGUCGCCAAGAGCCAGUCCUCCUUCGCUGAUGUCAGCAUGGCCACCCCUCCUAGAAGGUGGCAGUUUACUUCAUUUGAGGAAGGAAGUACAGAUGAGGACUUUUCACCAUCUCCUGGGUCCAAAAGAACCCCUAGAAUGGACAUCUGUGACAGUCUAAACAAAGUUUGCAAGGUGGAAGAAGCAUCUCCACAAGUUUCUUCUCAACUUCAGAAUUUGAGGCUAAAUAAAUUAAUCCCGAAGCAACUUUUUAGGCCCACGAAAGAUCAAGAAAACUUCACUUCAGAUGGUCCAAAGUAAUCAUGAAUUAUUUCCCAUUCAAAACCAAAGAACGUUUUAGCCUCAGAGUUUCAAGAUGAAGAAGGAUCCCUAUACAUUGGAUUUUUUUACUUCAAGAUAGUUGUGUUUAGAUGUUUUAAAUUGACUUGGUCAAAAGAAUCUUCAUGAUUCCAAAUCUAUCAUUGCGGUUACUGUACACCAAUGAAGGGGAAAAAGAAAAUAUGUGUUCAAAAAAACUGCUAUACUUUCAAAUAUGCUGUAUUUUUUUAGGAUGAUGUUUAACUUCCAUGAUCAUGGCUGGUUCCUUGGCCAGUGGGUGGAAGUCCUGGCCAAGGUGAACUCACUAUGCCUGUUGAUACCGACACACACACUCAGGGAUGUCCUGGUCAUGUCCAAGGUUGCUGUUUACUGGGUCUCUGCUGUUGAGGCCCAGCACACCCGGGACUUUUCCUGGAAAUCCCUUCGGAGUCAGGGCAUGUUGUUUUGAACACAUCCCACUUGGGGAAUAUUUCUUGUGGUUUGAUUCUAAAUUUUAACUGUUAAAAGGUGCUGUAGUUUUUGUGUCCCAAAGUUCAUGUGCUGGCAACUUAACUUCUAAGCCCCUUGGGCCGCAGGGUGAGAUGCUGCGCUCCUGAGCGGGUCAGCAACUGGAGCAAGGUGUUCCUCAUGAAAAGCUUUCUCGUGCUCUCCCAGAGCUCAUUUCCUCUCCCUCCUGCCAUGAGGCAGGAACGCCCUCACCAGAGGCCAGCUCCUUGAUUAAAGUAUGUCUUGUUCCAUUGCACUUUGGUUUAUUGUGCUUCUCAGAUACAGUGUUAUUUGUAAAUUGAACUUCUGGGGCAACCUUGCCUUAGCAGGUACAAUACCAUCAUUUUUCCAACAGUUCAGAAAAUAGCAAUUUUUAGCAAAAAGUGUUUUAAUUACAAUAUAUUUAUAUAUAGAGAGAUUUUAAAAGAUAUGAAAGAUAUGCUACGGCACACUACAUAACUUUUAUUUGUAGUGGGAAAACAAAACUUCGAUGUGACUUAUUUUAUUAUCAUAUCCUCUUUAUUACAGUUGUCUAGAACCAAACUUCUGAGGUAUUCUUAUGUUGGACUGCCCCAACUAAGUUACCCAAUGUGUCAUGUUCUUUUAUAGCAGCCCUGGGUGCAGAUGUGACUUUCAGUGUCACAGGCAGGGAAGCUGCCUCAUGGUAGGUCAAUGUCACACUGUCAGUGAGUAGCAGGGCUGGGACUGCACUCCGCAUCUGAUUUUAAAGAUCAUACUCUUCCUACCUACCCAUGGUGCUCUUCAGUUUUAUGGCAAAACCUUGCCCUUAUCCCUGGUGGAAAACUGUGUAAACAUUGUAUAGGACUCAGGUUACAGUAGUGAAGUGUAUUCAGUGCACCCAAACUGGAAUUUUCUCUCUUUGUCUCUUUUUCUUUUUGCUUUUUAAAAUCACUGUUUAUUCCAUUUGGUAGAGGGCUUUUUUCCCGUACAAAUAUUUGCAACAAGUUUGAAUUCCCCAAAACCAUACAUAGACGAUAAAUACCAUGCUAUUAAAGUAUUAAAUUUGUACAAAAAUACUUUACAGUUUAAUACUUGUUUGUUACAAAUAAAAAUACAUAUUUAAGUGACUCAUGAUCUUUUCUUUUUCCUUAACAUGACUCAGCUUUAUACUUUCUUGCCCUGGCGGUUCUGACACAUGAUUGAAUUU